AGCGGCGCCGCGCGUUCCCGUGGAGGGCCCCGCCAUGUCCGCCGACUGGCUGAGGCGCUUGCGGCGGGGCGGCCCCGCGGAGCGGCCCGGCGGCGCGCAGGGGCCUGGGCCCGGCCCGCCGCCCACCGCCCUCCGCUACCGCCGGCCUAAGUUCCUGCGUGGUGGUGGCGGCGGCGGCGGAGAGGAGAGCCCGCGGGGCGGGCGGGCCGUGCGGGGCACCGGGCCCGAGCGGUCCCUGCCUUGGGGCGCGGGCUACGCCGAGGUUAUCAAUGCUGAGAAGUCGGAGUUCAACGAGGACCAGGCAGCCUGCUGUCAGAUCUCCAUCCGGAGGAGAGAGCCGGGCCUGGAGGAGGACGAGGAAUGGCUGAUCCUGUGCUCCACCCAGUUUCUGACUGGUUACUACUGGGCACUGUUUGACGGCCACGGUGGCCCAGAAGCUGCCAUCAUCGCCUCCAACUAUUUGCACUACUGCAUCAAGCAGAAGCUGGAGGAGGUUGUGGGAGGCAUCACAGAGGCCCGUCCCCCCAUGCAUCUCAGCGGACGCUGCGUUUGCGACAGCGACCCCCAGUUCGUGGAGGAGAAGCACAUCCAUGCAGAAGACCUGGUGGUGGGAGCACUGGAGAAUGCCUUCCAGGAAUGCGAUGAAGUCAUCGGCCAGGAGAUGGAAGCUACAAACCAGACGGGAGGCUGCACUGCUCUGGCUGCCCUUUAUUUCCAGAGAAAGCUGUAUGUGGCUAAUGCUGGGGACAGCAGGGCGAUUCUUGUUCUGAAGGACAAUGUUGUGCCCAUGAGCUGUGAGUUCACACCCGAGACAGAGAGGCAGCGAAUCCAGCACUUGGCUUUUCUUUUCCCCAAGCUCCUGGACGGCGAGUUCACACGCUUUGAGUUUCCACGGAGGUUGAAGGGAGAUGACGUGGGCCAGAAAGUCCUGUACCGGGAUUACUUCAUGGAGGGCUGGGGAUACAAGACGGUGGAGAAAGCCGACCUCAAGUAUCCUCUUGUCCAUGGUCACGGGAAGCAGGCUCGGUUGCUGGGGACUCUGGCAGUCUCUCGAGGUCUGGGGGAUCAUCAACUCAAAGUCAUCGACACCAACAUUGAAGUCAAACCUUUUCUCUCCUGCAUUCCCAAGGUGAAUGUAUUUGACUUUGCUCUGCAUGACAUUAAGGAAGACGAUGUCCUCAUCAUGGCAACCGAUGGCCUUUGGGAUGUUCUGUGCAACAAAGAGGUGGCUCAUAUGGUCAGGAGCUUCCUUGCAGAAAACAGGACAGAUCCUCACAGAUUUUCAGAACUGGCCAAGUGCUUGGUAUGCAGAGCAAGGGGAAAGAAGAGAGCCCACCAGUGGAUGCUGGAUGACAGCCACGAGGCAUCCUACGAUGACAUCUCUGUAUUUGUCAUCCCACUACACAACAGGGAUGAGGACUGACUGUUAGCAUGACACGCAGGAUCUCUGUGUCACCCUACCAUGGUGCUAUUCAGCAUCAACCUGAGACUGAGGGAUUUCUGCUAUGCAUGUACACUCUCUUCCAGCAAAACCAUCUGCAGUGGAAUCUGAAAAUGCACAGCCAGCACUUAUGCAGAAGAUCAACAUGAACGUUAGCUCCUUAAGAACAUGCAAGAGAGGAACAAUGGGCAACAAAUCAUUCCCCUUACUCCUUUCUCAUUGUUGGGCUAAGGAGAAAUUGCAAAGGGGGCCACACAAGCUGAAGGGUACUAUUUCUAAGAUCUUUGCAGUACAGCGAGACUCAAAUCCACAUUUCUAGUGACCCCUCUCCCUUUUUAAUAUUGAAGAAUGAGGAUCAGUUGAGAUCCAACCAGUCUCAAGAGCUGGCUUUUAAUCAGACUUGAACGUGUAAAACUGGAUGCAUAAGCUAAAGCGUCCCUCAUAUCCAUUUGCUGUAACACGAGAUGUACUGAAAACCCGGGAGCUGCUGCUAAGACAGCAUUAGGCAUGGCCAUGCCUGCAUAAUGCAAAUGCUGAAGCAGUAGCCCAGACCUGUUGAGAAAGUUGCCAUUUGUAGGCAGCACCACCUCAAAACAGACAACGUUAGCAGAUGAAACUACACAUUGGUGUACAGGAGCCUCCUGUGUAAAGAUACACGCCUUACUGUUAUUUAAGAGUAUUUAAGUAUAUUGGUAUGUAAUGCAACAUACAAAUUUCUAACUAAUCUUAGUCCACAACACUCACUAACACUUUUUCUAUUCAUUCAGGUAAUUUCUGACAGCAAAGCUGGUUUUGUAGCAGUAGCACUGAUGAGAACCAAAGUGUUUAAGUACAUCAGCUGAUUUAGUAGAAGAGCUCCAAGUAAAAUAAAACCGGUUUGUUCAAAUUUGUCUACAGUGCUGAGCAAGCACUUACACUCAUUACAACAGGAACAGCAGCACAGCAGACAUGGCAAACAGCAUUGUGCCUUAAACUCUGAGGAUCUGCUUCUCAACCUGUUCAUUAGCCAGGCAAAUUCAGGUCUGGACAAGCUUCCCAUCUCCCCGAGUCUCCACUUUGGUUUUCAUUAUUCAUUACACAAACUGCAAGAUUCCCAAGUGAAGUAGACAAACCCCAGCAUGUGUUUUAAGUUCUACAAGGAUUAAAGUCCAAAUAAAAAUACCUUUUUUUUUU
Molecule: messenger RNA, 2614 nt
Organism: Aquila chrysaetos chrysaetos
Lineage: Eukaryota; Metazoa; Chordata; Aves; Accipitriformes; Accipitridae
Gene: PPM1M
Product: protein phosphatase, Mg2+/Mn2+ dependent 1M
Exons: 10
Coding region: 35-1423 (462 amino acids)
Biological process (GO): protein dephosphorylation
Molecular function (GO): protein serine/threonine phosphatase activity
Source: RefSeq, a predicted model, not a curated record